CAUAAGCUCACUGAAAGUUUAAUCAAAUUGAUAAUCAAAACAAAAUCGCAAUCGAAAUCGAAAUCAAAAAUCAAAAAUCAAAAAUCAAAAAUCAAAAAUCUAAAUCGUAACUGAUAGACAAAACUAGUUAAAGAGAAAAUUAAACAAAAAAAAAAUAAGAAAAGAAUUCUUCAACAUUCCCUAGUGAAAAUUAACGACAUUUGCACGAUAAAAGAAAAAUUUAAAUUUUUAUAAUAAUUGAAUUAAGCUCAAACACAAAAAUAGGAAAUCAAACGAAAGCAUUUAAUUGAGAAAUUUACGAAUUAUACUAUCUAUCAUACCUUCAAAAUGAUGAAUGCAACAACAAAUGUGAAAUACAAGCGCACGCAAAGCGUACAAUUCCAUGAGAAAUUACUGGACACCCUCCCGGUGUGCCAAGAUUUCAAUAGAUCUAUGUGCAGUCGGUUAAAUUGUAGAUUCGUUCAUUUAACUGAAGAUGAUAAGGUUGAAGUAUGCGAUCAGCGUGUGGCUGUGUGUCGCGAUCACGCUAACGGUCAGUGCAGACGUAAGCAAUGUAAAUAUUAUCAUAUACCGAUUGUGUUGCCGCCGGCGAAUGUUAUGGCUGCGAUAAUUAAUACGAAUAGCAACAGUGGCAGCAGCAGCAACAACAACAACAACAACAGCAGCAGCAGCAAUGGCAUGCACAGCAACAGUAGCAGCAGUAUUAGCAGCGGUGCAAGCAGUCAUAGCAGCAUAAACAACAGCAACAACAACAACAGUAACCACAACCAGAACAAUCAAUUGCAUACAAUCACACAACAGCAGCAACAACAGCAACAACAGCAGCAUGCCAAGUCCGCAGCAGCAACCACUGGCAUCGCCACCAACUACAAUAACAAUUUGAUAAUAAUCGAACCACAACAACACCAACUACACCAACAGCAACAACAACAGUUGCAGCAGCAACACUACAACUAUGUACACCACAACAAUUACACAACAACCACACACUACAGUCCCAGCCAGAGCAGCAAUAGUAGCAGUGGCAACAACAACAGCCACAAUAGCAGCAGCAACAGCAACAACAACAAUAACAACAACAACAACAAACAUGUCACACACACCAUCUACCAUCAGCAAGCGCAACCUACGCCCUAUCAUCUAACACACUUCACCUGCCAUUCGCCCUACUCACCCCCAUCCGCCUCGUCAUCGUCCUCCUGCUCGAUCGCCACCUCGCCCACAGCGCUCACCUCGGCCACAGCGACGCUGCCGACCACCUCCACCGUCACCAUGCCCACAGCGAUCGCCACCAUACCAACAGCGCAGGCGCCGCAUGCCGCUUACUUGAAAGCCGCUGCGCCAGCUGCACAACUUACCGCCUACACUGGCAGCGCGGCGGGUGCGUACGAAUUGUCAGCUGGCGCGCCGCCGCCUACAUUGUUGUUGAGCAGCAGCGAUUACAAUUCAAAUUGCAUUCCGAUUUUGACAGCGCAUCAUCCGCAGCAGCAGCAACAACAACAUCAACUCCAUCAACAACCACAGUCACCAUUAGCCACAGCAGCGGCAUCGUACAUUUAUCCGACCCAUCAUCAUCAUCAUCACCAACAGCAGCAGCAACAGAGCAUGGCAGCAGCGCAACAACAUUUGAUGAAAUAUGCUGCAGCUGCCGCUGCCGCUGCUGCACAAGCAACACAACAUCAAUAUCAUUAUGCAGCAGCGCCACAAUUACUAAACGCUGCAGCGCCGCCACAGCAUAUUCUGACGGCAGUGACAACGAGCGCUAGCGCGCCGCAAACACAUUUGUUAGCGGGUGUGCCAGUAACAAGCGCACCACUUAUGGUGGCAACAACGAAUGCGCCUGUAGCGGCAACAGUAGCGCCAGCGAUUGGUGGUUGUAUAUGAAGUGGUGGAUUGCGUUAUAACGGCGAAACGGGCAACAACUACUACUACAACAACUACUAUGCGCAACAGCAAUGGCUACAGUGUGCGCAGGCAUGCAAUUUCUAUCAGCGACAGCAGCACUAAGAACAAACACAUUACGUAAUAAUAAGUGGCACUAAAGGCGUGUAAGCGUUAGCAGCGCACGUGAGGCGCUGCCUUCAUUUGGGCCAAACGCCGCAACACGAUCGGCUGUUUCUUCAAAGAAAGCAUGCGCGCGCGCCCUCUACAAACUCAUAGCGCAUUGACUCUUCUCUCACUUUGAUGUGCGCCGUAAGUUGUCAGCAACAUUUCAAAUAUACACUCGAUUAUUUUAGCAAUAAGCACUAAAUAAAUACACAUAAUACCGUUAAAUUAUAAAUAUGAUUGUAUAUAUGUGUAACAGCUGCCCUAAGUUGUCAGCCGAGCAAUUUUGUGAGCUCUUUAACUAAUUUACUAAAUUUUUUUUUUAAGUUUUAAACCACUUUGUUAAAUAUUUAAUUUUUAUACAUUGUUUUUGUUUUUCCGUAGUAGAAAAAAAUAAAAUAUGUUAUGAUUUGUAAAGGCACAUAAGUAACUAUUAGCAAUCAAUCAACGUUUAUCGUUUGUCCCCUACUCAUCACCUAGUAUAUAUUAUAUGUAUAUUUGUAAAUUAGUAUAUAAAUUUUAUUGUUGUAAGUUUGAAUCGAAAUGAAUAAUCAUGAAUCAAGAAACACUAAAUACUCAUUAACAGCAAUAAUUGAUUAGUAUUCUAUAUAUUUUAAUUAAAUUAUUCAAAAAUCCCUUCUGGUCAUUGGCGGGUUAAGAGCCACCUCAGCAACGAGUGGUAAAAUAUUUUAAGAAUUUUCUCAAUAUUGCUAGUGGAUUAAAUGACAAAAUUCAAGCAGAAACUUAAAUAUGUUAGUAAACCGGUCGACAGAGGGUUAAAUAAUUAAAAAAAACCAGAAAACAAAAUCCGAAAGCCCCAAAAUUAUGUGAUUGUUAACAGCGGGUUAAGCUAAGUAGUAAAAAAAAAAGGUCAGCUCGUAUUAUGUCAGAUAUAGAAUAGGUUCUACAUUAGCCAAGAAAUAUGGUAGGUUAUAUCAGUGUCGAGACCAUAUAAGUACCACUAAAGGGUUAAUUAUAUGUGCAACAAAAAAAUGUGGCAUAAAUGGAAAGAUAAAUACGAUUUCUAAUAGCGAUAAGGUCGGCAGCUAAUGGUAUGGCUGGGGAUAAACUUUAUGAGAAAGAAUAAUAUAAAUAGGGUGCCAGAAAUUCCUUUACGGAAAGAGCAGUCAGAGAGCGACCGAAAGAGAGCGACCGAAAGAGAGCGGAUGCUUAAAUAUCACUAAUGACAAUGACGAAUUUUCGACUAAAAUCCAACUGCCGUGCUGAAAAGAAAUUGCAAAUGUUGCUUCCACUUUAUACACCUUGACCAGAUUCUUUUAUUAAUAUAAUUUUAUGAUUUUAUUUAAUCUUAUUUUAUUAAUUUUAUUUUA
Ceratitis capitata (Mediterranean fruit fly) is the source of this 3377-nucleotide messenger RNA. RefSeq lists its product as uncharacterized. Gene Ontology annotation, molecular function: metal ion binding. NCBI's taxonomy places the organism in Eukaryota, Metazoa, Arthropoda, Insecta, Diptera, Tephritidae. Bases 328 to 1884 code for a protein of 518 amino acids. The record is from RefSeq and is a predicted model, not a curated record. The transcript is spliced from 3 exons.